CAUUGUCGCAUACACACAGUAUGGUUCUUUGACAAUACCGUGAGCUUCCAUAAUCCUGUCGUCUUUUGAAUCCUUACAGCUGCUAUUCGGCCAAAGCCGAUCGCAGUACUUCAUCGUGACCGUUUCAGAUCUACUACUUUAUAUCUGCUUGCCGUACGAGGGUGCAUCGCCUGCUAUAUUCUCUCAGUUGGCGUCGCUUGCGCAUCAGUCCAGGGUCCCAAGCAGAGGGCGCUCCUCGUCUACGAGCAGUCAUCAUAAUCCAACUGACAGAGUCGACAUGUGCUUUCUCGAAGUUGACGACGGACCCGGCCCCAGCGUGCGAGUCGUCGAAUACCGCCCCGGGACACUGCGCGUCUCGAUUCCAGGUCCUCGUCGCCGCAGAAGCAGCUGCAGUAGCGGUAGUAGCAGUGGCAGCUCCAGUUCCAGUUCCAGUUCCGGCUCAAGCAGCAGCAGCUCGAGCCAUCAUAGUAGCAGCAGCAGCAGCAGCAGCAGUAGCGAUGAUACUACCGUUGUCAUUGCGCCGCGUCCUUCGCAUCAUCGUCACCAACACCACCACCACUCCUGGUAUGCGCGUUCAAAAUCACCAGAACCCGAACCAUCUUAUACAACUGUGCAGAGAAUGAGAGUGCGCACGCGGUCUGAGUCCAUUAUUCCUUUCAGGAGAAGGUUCUUUGAUAGUCCGCCUUGUUCGCCGUCUCCGGUGUAUAGAUCUGUGAGAUAUGUUGAGCCUGGCGGCUGGGGACGAUCGCGUUUGCACCAUCCGGGGAGAGUAUGGGAGGAGGAGGUGAGAUAUGUCUCAGGGAGGGGAUGAUGAUUUGAGCCUUGUAAGACGGGAGAAUCAUACUUAGCUAUACAAGCUAUCGAGUUUAGAUGGCGUACUUGUCUUUUGAUUGGUAGAGAUGAUCGUUGCGUGUUCCAAGAUAGUAGAAGGAUUAUGCUCCCGUAAUGAUCUUCAAG
This is a messenger RNA of Aspergillus novofumigatus IBT 16806, 957 nucleotides long. RefSeq lists its product as uncharacterized. The record is from RefSeq and is a predicted model, not a curated record. The transcript has a single exon. Lineage: Eukaryota; Fungi; Ascomycota; Eurotiomycetes; Eurotiales; Aspergillaceae. The coding region runs from base 278 to 811 and encodes 177 amino acids.